CCGACGCCCUCAAACGCAGCAUUAACCCCAUAUCGCAGCCACAGGGAAGCGGACAGAUCACAGUUCCGCUUCAGACUCGUCCAAACAAACGAGCCCACUACGGCAACGAUGCGGGUUUUUGUCCUCUUCGUUGUCUUUUGCACGACUUUAGCGGAAGACGUUAAAUUAACGUACAAACCGUCCACCACACCUGUCCGACUGUUCACUGAGGAGGAGCUGAAGAGAUACGACGGCAGGGAGGAGGGACAGCCUAUUUACAUGGCAGUAAAAGGAGUUGUGUUUGAUGUCACCAAGGGAAAAGAGUUUUAUGGAAAAGACGCACCGUACAACGCCCUGGUUGGUAAGGACUCCACUCGGGCCGUGGCCAAGAUGUCUCUGGACCCAGCAGACCUGACCUCAGAUACUACGGGCCUCGAUGAGGAGCAGCUGGAGUCUCUGGACAGCGUCUUUGAAGGCACGUACAAAAGAAAGUAUCCGAUUGUGGGCUACACAGCGUCGCGCAUCCUCAACGAGGACGGGAGUCCCAACGAAGACUUCAAACCAGAGGACCAGCCGCAUUUUCAAAUUAAAGAUGAGUUUUAACCUCAAUUUUACCUCUUUGUAAAGUAUAGCUGUGCAAAAAUCAUGGAUCAGUGAAGGAAAUCAGGUGCAAGAGAAGAACAAAAUACACAUGAUAGAAUACUUUUUAUUUACUUGAACUAAAUGUUUACAUAUUCUUCAUCAUCUGUGAGAGCUUUAAUAUGCAGAAACAUAUUACAUAAAUGAAAUAAAUCACUUUUUAUAAACAUAAGAAAAUACAGAGUGAAAUCAUCCAGUUGACAUGUUCAAAACCAGCUGUUUUCUACAAAAAAAGUUUCAUAACUAUGUUUUAAAAUUCCAUCCACACCUUCUCUGAAAAACAGGAUCUGCAAAUAUUGUUUCACUCUGAAAGUUUAACGACUGGUGACAAAAUGUCUCUGCAAACUCUGCACGUACAUCAUUCAACACAGUGAAGCUCCAGCGUCAAAUAUGAAGUGAUGAUGAGUGAAAUACAGUUUUAAAUGUGCUUAUUUUGUCCAACCAGCAGUUCAAAACCCAAAGACUCUUCGUUUACUGCCAGAAAUGACAAAGACAAGCAGCAAAUCCUCAAAUUUCAGAAGCUUUAACCUCCAAAUGUUUGAUAUUUUUGCAUGAAAAAUGACUGAAAUGAUUAUCUACAUAGUGUAGCAUUGUACGUGGUGAUUGUAUGAGUCCUCUGCAUUUCUCAGAGUGAUAAGAACAAAUGAUUUUUAAUGAAUUAAUAUAAAAAAUGUUGAUUUACUUUGACAGAAAGCCUCUAAAACUCUAAUGAAAUGCCGUUUUAAUGUCUUCAAAUGUCUCUUUCUGUGAAAUCUGCGAAGCUGGAGCUGCAAAAUAUUGAGAUGACUUGUUAUUUUCAAUUGUUGCAGGAUAAAUAUUUGUCAGUUAAUUGUUCAUUCCAACAUUUAUAUAAUUAAAAACCAGUGAAUCUGCAGCCGUGUGGAUGUUUACAUGAUCAGAUUUGGUCUCUUUGUUUUCUGUCUGAUGUUGUAUUUGUAUGAUCAUCAUUAAAGUGUGUAAACAUGAAA
Molecule: messenger RNA, 1586 nt
Organism: Acanthopagrus latus (yellowfin seabream)
Lineage: Eukaryota; Metazoa; Chordata; Actinopteri; Spariformes; Sparidae
Gene: nenf
Product: neudesin neurotrophic factor
Exons: 4
Cellular component (GO): endomembrane system; membrane
Source: RefSeq, a predicted model, not a curated record